AGCAAGUACAACAUCAAGGAUUCGCUCGAGUUCUGCCAAUAUGUCAACAACAUCUGCCUUCCGACGGGACACAUUUUGGUUUCCUUUGACGUGGUUUCGCUUUUCACGUCGAUUCCAAAAGAGUUAGUUCGACACAGCAUCUUUCGCCGCUGGAAUGACAUAGAGAACCACACACCGAUAUGUCUCGACCUAUUCUGGGAAAUUACCGAAUUUUGUAUUGAUUGUAGUUACUUCUCAUUCGAAGGAGCUUACUAUAUACAAAAAUUUGGAACCGCCAUGGGAAACCCCCUGUCCCCAAUCAUCGCUGACUUGGUGAUGGAAGACAUACUGGACGAAGCGAUCUCCAAAACAAGCUGUGUCAUCCCAUUCAUAAAAAAGUAUGUGGAUGAUCUAUUUCUGGUACUUCCACCCGACAAAGUACAAGACGUCGUAAACACGUUCAACGAAGUCAACCAAAACAUCCAGUUCACUCUGGAGAUGGAGGAAGGUAGAAGGCUCCCCUUCCUGGAUAUGGCACUCAUCCGACAGGAGGACGACACGGUAAAAACGGAAUGGUACUGCAAGAGCAUCGCGUCGGGACGUUUCCUCAAUUUUCAUUCCGGUCAUCCAAUGCACCAAAAGAUGAAUGUAGCUCAAAACUUCGUUAAGCGGGUGAUGGUUUUCUCCACGAACUUGGACCUAAAAAGGAAAAGAGAAAUCGUACACCGCCACCUGAAAGCAAACGACUACCCGAAAUGCCUCAUCAACAGACUAAUCAACCGCGCAAAACAUCAAACGGUAAACAACAAUACAGCUAUGGACGUGAGUAGAACAGAAACCGAGACAGAAACACACCAAGACGAAAUGAAAUUCUACUCGCUCACAAACAUUGACGGAUUAACACAACAAAUAACCAAAACACUAAAAAGGGACUACCCAGGGAUAAAAAUAGCAAACAGACAACACAAAACAAUUGGGUCUCUUCUUCCGUCGGUAAAAGACAAAACACCCAACACCGAACAAAGUAACGUUGUUUACAAAAUAGACUGCGCAGAUUGUGAGGCAUGCUAUAUAGGAAUGACCAGUACAAAACUAAAACAAAGAAUAUCUGGACAUAGAUCAAACUUGAAAAAGCUAAAAACACUACUAGACAAAGGGUAUACAAACGAAGACGCGAAGGUUAGCUGGGUGAGGGAAAAAACGGCACUUGUUAACCAUGCAGCAACGAUGGACCAUAAUUUUAAGCUAGACGAAACAAACAUCAUAGAUAGGACAUUCAAAACAAACAAUCUACACAUUCUUGAAAGUUGCCACAUAUACAACACUAACAAUACUGUAAACAAACGCACAGACACUGACAAUCUCCAUGUAGCUUAUGCUGGACUAUUACACUUACUGAAAAACGAGACGACGAAUGGAAGAUGACGAUCAAAACAAAAUAGAUAGAUGGGAGAAUCUUCUCAGGGUUAGAUAGUUAAGACACACACUAAACUAAACAGAGAGAAAGUGACUCACACAAACAAAAAGAAUAUCAUGCGAAAAGCAAUGGUGGAAGAUUCCAAAAACAGGGACCGAAUUCUAGACCGCCCGAUAGGUAGGAGAUUGUCCGCAUCACGACGGUUGAAAACCGAACGGACUCAAUCUAUACCAAAACUUCCGCAUGACAUUUUUGAGUUUAGCAAAGCCAUCUUGACUAGGAAACCUUGACCGAUUGGUAAAUUGUAAAACUAAUUAAAUGUUUAAAAUUUUGUAUUGAUAGUUGAAUAAUUAUAUUUUAGAACCCUUGAAAAAGGUCCCAUACGGACCGAAACGUCGGGAAAAAUCAUAAACUAGUGUUUUCGAUUCCCCAAAAGACUGCAAA
Molecule: messenger RNA, 1840 nt
Organism: Aedes albopictus (Asian tiger mosquito)
Lineage: Eukaryota; Metazoa; Arthropoda; Insecta; Diptera; Culicidae
Exons: 2
Coding region: 277-1404 (375 amino acids)
Source: RefSeq, a predicted model, not a curated record